AUGUCCAGCCAAGGGGCAAUCUCUGGAAGUCCCCUCAGGGAUGCUCUUCAGGACAAUGGGCUGACAGGGCGAGUAAUUGGAGGCCACAAGGCUCAACCAAACAGCUGGAAGUGGCAGGUAUCGCUUCAGAUUGCCUAUGCUGAGUACCCAGGGUACUACUCUCACAUCUGCGGUGGAACCCUUAUCAGCACCAAAUGGGUCAUGACUGCAGCCCAUUGCCUCAGCAUGCCACCAGGAGCAACCUACCGAGUAGCUCUGGGUGAGCACGAUCUCUUGAAGGUGGAUGGCACCGAGUACUAUAUUGAUGUAGAUAGGGUCUUCAUUCAUGAUGGCUGGAAUCCCAAUGACAUUGCCAAUGGUGAUGACAUUGCCCUGCUGCGCCUCAGUUCUCCUGCCUAUGACAAUGGGUUCGUUGAGCUGGGAGCACUUCCACCCCAAGGAGAAAUUUUGCCCAAUGACUAUCCCUGCUAUAUUACCGGAUGGGGGGUGGUUAGUGUGGAUGGCAGCAGCGUGGACCAACUGCAGGAGGCGAUGAUGCCGGUGGUCAGCCAUAAGAUCUGCUCCCAGAACGACUGGUGGGGAUCUAAUGCAAAAGUCACUAUGAUCUGUGCAGGUGGAGAUGGUGUGAAAGCUGGAUGCAGUGGGGACUCCGGGGGCCCUCUCAGCUGCUUCAGAGACAACCAGUGGGAAGUCCAUGGGAUUGUCAGCUUUGGGCUAGUUCCUUACUGUAACACCUACAAGAAGCCAACUGUCUUCACACGUGUGUCAGCCUACGUGGACUGGAUCUACAGCGUGCAGGACUGCACCCCCUUAGAUGGGAUGGAGACGUGCGUCAUCCUGGCUCUCUACUGA
This is a messenger RNA of Egretta garzetta (little egret), 852 nucleotides long. RefSeq names its product elastase-1-like. Gene Ontology annotation, biological process: proteolysis. Gene Ontology annotation, molecular function: serine-type endopeptidase activity. The record is from RefSeq and is a predicted model, not a curated record. Bases 1 to 852 code for a protein of 283 amino acids. Lineage: Eukaryota; Metazoa; Chordata; Aves; Pelecaniformes; Ardeidae. The transcript has 8 exons.